AUGGCGCUGGGCUGGCGAGCGGCGGGCAGCGGCCCGGAGGCUGCGCCGGCGCCGACGAUUAUGCAGCCAGGCCACGCGACGCGACGUCUGCGGCCGCGGGGUCAGCCGGGAGAGCUUGUGGUUGUUGGAAGUGGUUGCAGCUUGGAACAGAACCCGGGCCCUCCUCGUACACUGACCGCUGAGAUGCGAGCGUCGCCCGCUGAUUGGCAGCCGCGACGCGUACUGUGCCCGGCGCCUCCGCCGCCGCCGCCGCCGCCGCCGCCGCCUCCGUCUAUUUCUGUGCGGGCGGACGGUCGGUCGAUCGGCAGGCGCCGUGUGUGCGCCUCGCUGGAGCGACGACCGCAGGCGGGCGGCCGCCUCUUCCAGCGGGGAGCGCUGGACAGCCUCCUCGCCAGCGGCGCCUGUAGCUGCCUCACCGUAUCACUAGAGGCACUUCUGGUGAGAGAUUUAGAAGCAAACAAGACUGGAGAGGAAAAGGAUAUGAGGAAGGAUAUAGAAUGA
Messenger RNA from Schistocerca americana (American grasshopper), 501 nucleotides. RefSeq names its product sterile alpha motif domain-containing protein 1-like. NCBI's taxonomy places the organism in Eukaryota, Metazoa, Arthropoda, Insecta, Orthoptera, Acrididae. Bases 1 to 501 code for a protein of 166 amino acids. The transcript is spliced from 3 exons. The record is from RefSeq and is a predicted model, not a curated record.